UAUUUAACCAGAUGUUACACGAUAUACUUCCGCUAUUUUUUUAGUGAAUGUGUGUAAAUGAAUCCUGUUCGAGUCAAUUGAAUAUCUGCACAAUAAAGCCUACACCUUUGGUAAUUAUUGGAUGACACGUGUGGUGAGCUGCAAGUCGUUCAAAUGCUUGAUUUCAUAUUGGCUUGAAUCCAAUCAUCAUGCCAGCUCUGGUCUUAUUCAGACGUCGUUGGAGGAUCGGUAGUGACGACUUUGUAUUUCCUGGCAUAUGGUCCUUCCUCUUCAGAAUCCUAUGGCUAACAGCAGUAUUUGUCGUAUACACCUCCCGCGUCUCGUUCUUGGAGUGCCACGGGAGGGAUCUACUAAUGACUUAUUUAAUCGGCCUGAUGACCAUUCUAUCAGUCACAAUAUGUCUGGAGUUUAUUGUUGUGUACAUAAGCGCCCAGGGGUCCAUAUUUAACGCGUCACCCAGGCGUCAUUUACCACUGUUUCUCUACGUCCGAGUUUUUGUCUUCAUUAUUGAGAUUCUCUUCAGCAUCUUGGGGGCCAUCUGGAUGUUCAGCGAGUUUGAGUUUGACAAGACGAACAGCUGCGAGAGGAACAUCGUUCGUCUGGUCCAAGCUGCUGUCAUCAUCAGCUGGGUGCUCCUGUUCGUCGUUUGCGUCUCCGUGCUGGUUCUCUUUAAUCCUUGGCAUCACGAUCACAGAGAUGGAGAUGACAAUGGUGAGGAGGAGCAUGUCAUCAACCCGGCUGUGCAACUCAAGUGGGAACAGAGAUGCAAGAUGCUGUGUUGUUGUGCAGGAAAGGAUGAUAAUUCCCAAGUAGCAUAUGCUGAAGUGGCUGCUAUCCUCUCCAAAUUCUUCCAUGGUCUGGACACAGUGCCUUCAGACAUCAUCGCUGGUCUCAUCCUGAUGCAGUUGGAACAGGAGCGACUCAUGCGGAAUGGCGAGCAGCCCACAUUGACCCGCCCGUGCGGGCCUUGCCUCUCCGCCCCCUCCCAGCCUGCUAUAGAGGAGGUGCCCCAAGCCCUACACUACCUGAGAUUUGCGAGCAGUGCCUACGGGUGGAAGAUGUUUGUCUGUGCUGAUUUGUGCUGUGGGAUCUGCAAACUCUGUGAAUAUUGCAAGAAUGACCAGCGGAUAUGCUGUGGAUGUUUGAGACAGAGUAGCCGUACUGAGAAGGACAACUGUUGCCAGUGUGACACGGCAGCUGUCAAGUACACCACCGGACUAGAGGAAGAAGACAUUAUUUAUAUUAGCUUUCAUAAUAAAGUAUUUGAGAUUCCAUUUUUCGUUGCCUUGGAUCACGAGUAUCAAUCAGUUGUUGUUACAAUCAGAGGAUCGCUCUCGUUCAGGGAUGCAUUGACAGAUGCUACAGCCGAGUCUAUUAAACUGGACAUUGAGGGACAAGAAAUCUACGCACACAAAGGCAUUACUCAGUCUGCAGUGUACAUCAGAGACAAGUUGGAGAAGGAGCAUAUACUGGAGAGGGCAUUCCAGCAGGCACCGGAUUACAAGUUAGUGAUUGCUGGUCACAGCCUAGGGGCUGGUGCUGGAACCAUUCUGUCCAUGUUACUAUACAACACAUGGCCUGGCCUUAAAUGUUAUGCAUUCGCUCCACCUGGUGGGCUUUUAAGUACUGAAGGAGUAAACUACACUUCGGACUUUGUGAUGACAGUCUUGCUCGGUGAAGACCUUGUGCCAAGGCUAGCACUUGGCACUCUUGAAGAGCUGAAAGCUAGAAUGAUUGAUGUUGUCAAGAGGACAGAUAGACCAAAGUACCAAACACUUUUAGGUGGCUGUUGGUGGACAGUAUGCGGUUUUCCUGAGAACCUUCCUUAUUCGAGUGUAUUGUCCGACGUCCAUCCCACGGAGGACCCAGAGAGCCGUCGGCCAUUGAUCAACAACCAGUCUACUCCGCGACCCCGGCCUAACUAUACAGGGGUACAACCAGAGGGCAAUGGAGGGACGGUAGGGGGUGAAGCCGGAGGAGGGAGGGGGAGGAUUGAGCUGUACCCCCCUGGUAGAAUCCUUUGGGUUACAGAGGACGUCAGACAUACAAGGAGGCUUUGUUGCAAUAAGCCCUCCUAUAAAAUCCGCUGGGCAACUUGCCAAGAUUUGAGCCACAUCAUCAUCAGUCCGGCCAUGGUGACCGAUCACCUGCCCAUCAACCUCUCCAAAGCGCUGCAAGAAAUUGAGGAGACUACCUGCGUGACCUUCCAUACCGACGAGCCUCCGGUAUGAGUGGCGGUAUUCCUGUGCGUGUAUUUGUGUGUGUGUUUUAUACCAAAGGAAGUGCUUCAGCAACGGCUAAGGUAUGAUUAUGGGUGUGUCCAAUUAGCUUCCCUGCGUCGACCCCGCAGUGCUCAUUCGGGUGAGCCCCUGAAAAGAGCUAAUCGAACCAUCACUCACCCUUUCUUGGUGACAUCCACUCACCCUUUCUUGGUGACAUCAUGCACCUCAGGCCAGCCCCAGUUGACCCAUUCCACAAGCAGGGCACUGGGGGCUGACCUGGGUGAGCGCCUCGAAUGAAGUCAAAGCUAUUCAAACAUACCAGGGGCAGAUCAGGGUAGAACCGGGGAAGCUAAUCGAACGCAACCCUGUAUGAUUGUAAUGAGUACUUGUAUAGCAAUGGCCCAUGCCAUGCAGGGCUUGAACUUAGAGGGAAAAUCCACAAGACCACAAGGGCUUGUGGCUCGAAAUGUUUACGAGACCUGAAUUUCUUUUUACAAUACCAGAAUCAAACUACGAAAAACUUACUGAUCAGUAACUUUUUUCAAACUGGUGGAAGCCAGAUUUAAAGAUAGUUUGAUUGAAUUCAACUACUAUGAGUGACUUUAAUCAUGAAGUAGGGUCCUAUCUCUGCAACCGAUAACCUGCAGAAUUAAAUUGUUGGCUUGUUAAGCCCAAUGAUGCCACAAAGUUACGCCAAACUCCUUUUACUGGUUUAAUUGGUAAAUGUGCUUUCAGUGAUAAGCAUACGGUUUUAUCAUAGAGAAAGCUCUAUGGAUUUUAUACACUCAUUGAUAACAGCUGCAUGUUAAAUAUUGUGAUGAAGUUUGCUAGAAUUUGGUAGCCAACUAAAUACCAAGCUUUUUGACCUUGCGUUCAACAUUCAGUGAUGGUCAACCAUGUUGUAUGAAUAUUGCAACUGGAUAAUUUUAUUAAAGUUUCAUGGCCUGAUUUUUGCCGAAAUAAAUUGUUUUUUGUAUUUUUUUCUCGUAAUUCACUUUGACAAAUGAUGUUUCUAUACGAAAAACAUACACAAUUUUUGUGUAUGUUACUACAAAUCACAAAAUUCAUGUAACAUGCAAAAUAAUCUUGUACAUGGCUGAUUGCUGUGAGAAAAUGUCGGGAUCUUGACCAUUGUUUGUUUUUUAAUUUAUUACCACUAAUCAUCGACAGAAUUGACUGUGCAAUAUAUUGAAUUUCAUAAAAUAGCUAUAAAUGUACAUUCACAUUUUGGGGUAAAAUUGGCCUAAAAAUCAGACUUGGCACCUAAUGUUCCUUGAUGUACCAACUACAAGAUUAUUGAAUUAUUGGGUUUUCUUGAAAUUUGAAAUUAUCUAAACCUAUGACUGUCUGGGAUUGGCAGGCUUGAUCUUUCGAGCUUGCAAGAUUUUAUGGAAAUAAUAUUUUUAAAAGCUAUUUCCAUAUUUUUUCUUGUGAAUAGUUGGCUUGUCAUUUUCGCCCUGUGCAAUUGACAUAUUCGUACAGCUCACAAGAGAUGAUGUAAACAAUUAUACAAAUGAAAACAAUUCUUCUGUCUUAAUUAUAAGUUUACCCAGUCAGUUUCCUCUGUGGUUAAAAC
This is a messenger RNA of Asterias rubens (European starfish), 3798 nucleotides long. RefSeq names its product sn1-specific diacylglycerol lipase beta-like. Bases 189 to 2231 code for a protein of 680 amino acids. The transcript is spliced from 15 exons. Lineage: Eukaryota; Metazoa; Echinodermata; Asteroidea; Forcipulatida; Asteriidae. Gene Ontology annotation, biological process: lipid metabolic process. The record is from RefSeq and is a predicted model, not a curated record.